AUGCUCUCCAAACUCGCUCGUCUGCAGGCUGUGGUGGGGCUCUGUCGGGGCGCUCACACAUCGGCGGCCUCUGCUACGUCGGUGGCGGCUAAGAAAACGGUCCAAGGCCCUCUGUCCUCCGAUUAUGUGUUUGAACGCGAAUCCAAGUAUGGCGCUCACAACUACCACCCCUUACCUGUCGCCCUGGAGCGAGGGAAAGGGAUCUACCUGUGGGACGUGGAAGGCAGGAAGUACUUCGAUUUCCUGAGUGCGUACAGCGCCGUCAACCAAGGCCAUUGCCACCCCAAGAUCGUGGAGGCGCUGAAGAGCCAGGCGGAGCGGCUGACGCUGACAUCGCGGGCCUUCUACAACAGCGUGCUGGGCGAGUACGAGGAGUACGUGACCAAGCUCUUCAACUACCACAAGGUCCUGCCCAUGAACACCGGUGUGGAGGCCGGAGAGACGGCUUGCAAGCUGGCGCGGCGGUGGGGCUACACCGUGAAGGGCAUUCCCAAGUACAAAGCCAAGAUCCUGUUCGCAGCUGGGAACUUCUGGGGCAGGACUUUGUCCGCCAUCUCCAGCUCCACAGACCCCAGCAGCUACGACGGCUUCGGCCCCUUCAUGCCAGGGUUCGAGAUCAUUCCCUACAACGACCUGCCCGCUCUUGAGCGCGCUCUUCAGGACCCAAACGUGGCAGCGUUCAUGGUGGAACCCAUCCAGGGCGAGGCGGGCGUCAUUGUCCCCGACCCAGGCUACCUGGUGGGCGUGCGUGAGCUCUGCACCAGGCACCAGGUGCUGUUUAUCGCCGAUGAGAUACAGACGGGACUGGCCAGGACGGGGAGAUGGCUGGCGGUCGACCAUGAAAACGUCAGGCCUGACCUUGUCCUCCUGGGCAAGGCCCUUUCCGGGGGCUUGUACCCGGUGUCUGCGGUGCUGUGUGACGACGAGAUCAUGCUGACCAUCAAGCCCGGCGAGCACGGCUCCACGUACGGGGGCAACCCUCUGGGCAGCCGCGUGGCCAUCGCCGCCCUCGAGGUUCUGGAGGAGGAGAACCUGGCGGAGAACGCGGACCGCAUGGGCGCCCUCCUGCGGAACGAGCUCAUGAAGCUGCCCUCGGACAUCGUGACGGCCGUGCGUGGGAAGGGGCUGCUGAACGCCAUCGUCAUCCGGGAGACCAAAGAUUACGACGCUUGGAAGGUGUGUCUGCGCCUCCGCGAUAAUGGACUUCUGGCCAAGCCCACCCACGGCGACAUCAUCAGGUUCGCGCCCCCGCUGGUGAUCAAGGAGGACGAGGUCCAGGAGGCCGUGGAGAUCAUCAACAAGACCAUCCUGUCCUUCUGAGGGGCCCCUGCUUUCUUAGGGGCCAGCUUCCCCGGGGGCGGAGCCAGCUGGGCUGGCAGCUGUGCCACAUCCUCAGAGCCUCAGCGCUGCUCUCAGCGCGGGCACAUUCCACUCCCGUGUCUCCAAGGACCUUUUCAAAUAGACGUUCUUUUUAGCUCACGCACUAGCAGGGCAUUUAUGGCCACGCUGGCUGCUGUGUAAGAAGGCGAUGGCGACUGUGAUCAUGGCUGUGUGUGCUGAGUGAAAUGCUCCCUCUGUAUAUAGGCGGCCUUUUCGUCAAGCCCGUGUGGUUCUGCAGGUUUUAUCAGUUCCGUGCUGGUGUGGAUGUACUAUAUUUAAAAAAGUUGUAUGUCGUUUUUCAUAGAAGACUGCUUUAACCUUUAAAGUUGAAUCAUAAUCACUGAGUUUUAGGAGGGCUUAAAUGGUUAAGCUUAUAUAAGGUACAAGGUUUAAAUAAACUUGACAUUAGCCAACACCAAGACGUGUCAUUAUUUUGAAUGAAGAAUUAAUCUUCAACAUUCCCAAAUUACGUUUUCAGUGUUGGUAUAAUUUGUAAAAAAUACUCAUUUUCAGUUUUUCUUUACACUUAAAGCUGAUAUUUAAGACG
Messenger RNA from Pipistrellus kuhlii (Kuhl's pipistrelle), 1927 nucleotides. RefSeq names its product ornithine aminotransferase (gene OAT). The transcript is spliced from 9 exons. Gene Ontology annotation, cellular component: cytoplasm. The record is from RefSeq and is a predicted model, not a curated record. The coding region runs from base 1 to 1320 and encodes 439 amino acids. Gene Ontology annotation, molecular function: L-ornithine transaminase activity; pyridoxal phosphate binding; identical protein binding. NCBI's taxonomy places the organism in Eukaryota, Metazoa, Chordata, Mammalia, Chiroptera, Vespertilionidae.